Trichomonas vaginalis G3 is the source of this 1746-nucleotide messenger RNA. RefSeq names its product spectrin binding. The record is from RefSeq and is a predicted model, not a curated record. The transcript has a single exon. Lineage: Eukaryota; Parabasalia; Trichomonadida; Trichomonadidae. Bases 1 to 1746 code for a protein of 581 amino acids. Gene Ontology annotation, molecular function: protein binding.
AUGAGUGAUAAUAAUCACUACUACCAAGAGAUUAUGACUAUGAACAAGUCAUACGAUGAUACAUUCAAUGCAUUAUACAAGCUAAAGACAUAUAAAGAAGACGAAAUCAACAAAAUUUUUGAAGAUAUCAAAACAAAUUUAAUCGAAAAGGAAGCAUUUUCUCCAUCACAGAUGUGCAAAAUAGUUGCAAAUAUAGCAAGACACAGAAACAAAUAUUUUAAAUCUUAUUGGACUAUUUUCAAGAAAAUUUAUAACCAAUAUCAACCAAUUUCAAUCAACAAAAUUGAUUCUGUUUUUGAUUAUUUUAUGAACAAAGAGUAUGGUAUCAUUUUCAAUAAAUCAAACAAGCAAUAUUUCGAACAAUUCGAAACUGAGAAAUAUUCAUUGGAAGUUCAUGAACCAGGCACUAUCUACAGGGCAAUUAUGGAUGAUGACAAGAUAUCAUUUAUAACCUUCAUCAAUUGCAUAGGAUUUGAUAAAGACAAAAUGCUUCAAAGUGGAUUUUAUCCAGAUUCAGAUAAAGGAUAUUCAUUACUUGAAUUAUGCUGUUAUCAUGGUUCUGUUGAUUGUUUUAAGCUGCUUCGAACAGAAUUCAACUCACAAAUUACAGAUAAAUGUCUCGCAUUUGCAUUUUUAAGUGAAAGCAAAGAAAUUAUGAGCGAGUGCUUAAAAGUUGCUGAUCCAGUCACAUAUGGUGAUGUUAAUUCUGUUAUUACAAAACUCCCAAAUGACAAUUGUAUGGAAUAUGCACUUAUUUCACACAACAUCGACUUGGUCACAUAUCUGAUUGAUGAAUGCCAUAUGGAACUUGAUCUACUUCUAUGUGGAAAAUAUCAUAAUCUUCAGGCAUUUUCAGCUUACUUAGAUCGCGAAAAGAAAAUUGAUGAAUGCUUCGCUUUUUCACCGUUAUUCAAUAUUCCAUCUCUUUGUGAAUAUUUACUUUCACAAGGUGCAAACAUCAAGUAUGAACCAAUAACAACACAGUCAGCCCUUUAUUAUUCAGCAAUCUCAGAUAAUAAAAUUACAGCUGAAUUUCUUAUUUCGCAUGGUGUUCCAUUGUAUUCCAAGGCAUUGAUAAAGCCACCACUUUGUAUUGCUGCAGAAUAUGAUAGCAGUGGAGUAGUAGAUAUCCUUCUUUCACAUGAUCCACAUAAAAAUGUUCCUUAUCAUGAUUUCGAGCAGCCUAUUCAUAUUGCAGCAGACAAUAAUUGCGUAGAAACAGUCAAAGUUCUUCUCUCUCAUCAUGUACCGAUCAAUGCAAGGGGACAAAACAGAAUGUUUACUCCUCUUCAUUGUGCAGCACGAAAGAAUUGUGUAGAGAUGGCCGAAUAUCUCAUUUCACAAAAAGCAAUCAUUGAUGCACAAGAUAGAGAUAAGCAAACCCCUCUCUUUUUGGCUGCAUGGAAUGAUAAUGCAGAAGUACUUGAAACCCUUAUUUCUCAUGGUGCAAAUGUUAAUAUCAGAAAUAAUAAAGGAGCAACACCAAUUCAUGUUGGUGCAACAAGACUCUGUAAACGAGUAGGUUGUAUUUUGCUUUCACAUGGUGCAAAUGUUAAUGCAAAAGACGAUGAAGGAAGUACACCUCUUCAUUAUGCAGCAACAUUUGGUAAUGAAAAAAUGGUCAAGUACUUUCUCGAGCACGGUGCAAAGAAAAAUGCUGUAGAUUCUUCUCGCAAAAUGCCAUAUCAAUUAGCAUUCGAUCCUGAAUUAAAGAAAUUAUUAACUCCGCGUAGUUCUAAAUGUUAA